Molecule: messenger RNA, 2067 nt
Organism: Rhodamnia argentea
Lineage: Eukaryota; Viridiplantae; Streptophyta; Magnoliopsida; Myrtales; Myrtaceae
Product: protein ACCELERATED CELL DEATH 6-like
Exons: 8
Coding region: 1-2067 (688 amino acids)
Cellular component (GO): plasma membrane
Molecular function (GO): protein phosphatase regulator activity; protein phosphatase 1 binding
Source: RefSeq, a predicted model, not a curated record
AUGAAGGUCCUAAUAACUGUUGGACUUUCCACUCCAGAGUACUGGUUCUUCUCAAGUCCUGCUCUUCUAUUUUUCUUCAGGAUCAGAGCUAAUUUUGAUCUGCAAUUAGUUACUGCUGAUUCUGCCUUACCACAGCUUCUAGAUUGCAUUGAAAAAUCUGAUGGAUUCUUUGAAGGAAGAAGAUAUCUAGAGGAGCCGACGGGAGAGAAUAAUAAUGCUCUGGCGGCUGCAAGAACCGCGGCACGACAAGAACCGGAAGAAGAUUUGUAUGCAGCUACUAGCAGACUGGCAGAUGUUAUCAAACGUGCCGAUGUGGAGAAGUUCAUUUCAAAGAUCGAAAGGCUUGCCAAUCAAAUAGAUCCCUAUGGCGCUCUCAAUUUCCAAGGGCUAUCGAAGGGUUCACUACUCCAUGUCGCAGCCGAGAUGGGCAAGGACGACAUCCUAAGGCUCCCGGGUGAUUACGUAGGUGACCACCUCGUAGCUGCCCAAAAUGAUUAUGGAGAUCUCCCCCUCCACAUGGCCGCUAAGGUCAGGGGAUCUAGGGCAACCGCAAUGUUGAUUCGCCGGGCAAGAGACCUCCCCAACGUGGAGGACAAGAACCUGAUCCUGAGGAUGAAGAACAAACAUGGAAACACCGCUUUGCAUGAGGCCGUGCUUAAGAGUCACAUCAACAUGGUGCUCCUUUUGUUAAAUGAAGAUUUGGAGCCCAUGUACUGGAAGAAUGCUUAUCAUAAAUCUCCUCUAUACCUGGCCCUCACCGCCAAGAAUCCCAUGAUACAUGAGGUUUUAUUUUCGCUCUCGCUCGAACCAUCCAGGAUACAAGGCUUGCCACCUGCUCGUGGUGCCGUUAUGCGGCAUUACUAUGAUUUAGUCGCCAAGAUACUUGAAAAGAACAUGAAGCUAUUUGCAAUGAUCGACUCCACAGGUAGUAAUGUAUUCCAUUUAGCUGCUUACUUCAAGUUGCCCCAAGCAUUCGAAUUCUUACUACAAAAGAAAACUGAAUAUUUGGUCCGAGAACGGGACAUGAAUGGGGAUCUUCCCAUUCAUAUUGCGGGCAAGAUGGGUCAAGUCAAACUGAUCAAACUGAUCGAGAAGCGACGUGCGGGAUUACAUUUGCUAAACAAGCAAGGACAAACAAUUCUUCAUGUCGCGGCAAAAUACGGGAAAGAUUCAGUGGUGAGGUAUGUGCUCAAACAUCGAGAUCUGGAGACGAUGAUAAAUGAAAGAGAUUAUACCGGAAACACAGCUUUGCAUUUGGCCGCGAUACAUUCACAACCCGCCGCUGUGAUUGCCCUCGUGCUGGAUGAGAGAAUUAGCCCUUCCCUCCUCAACCACAAAUGCUUGACUGCUUUAAACAUUGCUGAAGAUAGCUACCAAAAGAGGGGGAUGAUGCGUGAGAAGUUGGCAGUUGUAGUGUUGCGAUCCUCGUCAGCCGAAAACAGAGACUUACUCGUGCUACGGCGGAAAGCUCGACAUGAAGCACCUAUAGUAUUCAACGUGCAUGAAAAGAAGCCAAGCAUGGACAGCGUGAAGGAUGUGAUCAAUACCCGCCUGCUGGUGGCAGCACUUGUGGCUACCGUGACUUUCGCAGCUGGUUUCGCAGUUCCUGGAGGAUUUAACAGCUCGGACACGGUGUCUAAUGAGGACCGGGGAAUGGCUUCGAUGCUGGACAAGAGAAUGUUCCAGGCCUUCGCCAUUUGCAAUACUGUCGCAAUGUUCUGCUCAAUGAUUGCGGUCAUCAGCCUCAUUUAUGCGCAGCAAAAUGACAUUUAUACGGGGAUAGCUGGAUUCAUUCACGCAGCAGUGUGGCUAACAAUUGCACUCCCGGCGAUGUCCGCUGCUUUCUUAACUGGUGUCACAUUGACCGUCGGCAAACUCCCGUGGCUUGCUAACACCUUAUUUUAUUUAGGACUCUUUUUCCUCCUCUAUAUCUCAGCUGCCAUAGCGUCGCAGUACGUUCUAUUCUUUCGUACCAUCCUUUGUCUAAGAUGCUGGCUUGUUCAGCGUUACAUUUUUUUUUGCCAAUUUAAGACGGACCUUUUGGAUGAGCCAGAGGAAGACCGAUGA